GUGCAAAAGGAGGAAAUAGGAACAACAGAAACCGUUGACAAAAAUGACAAGGAGGAUAGCGAACUGAUGCAUAUUCUUGCGUCUACUUCAUUAGGUUCUCUGGAGGCCCCUUGUCGUGCUGCUUUUGAGUUUGCCCAGCAUAAAAUUAGGGAGAAGAAAGCGGCUUUGGAGCAUUUGCAGGCAAAUAUUUCCACCAGCCGGUCGGCCACACGCCAGGAAAGGCAGCGACUGGAUGACGUCAGGAGCCAGCUGGAGGGUCGUCGUGGCAGACUGCGUGAAGUGACAGAUAUCCUGCUUACUAAACAGUUGACUCUCUUUGGACAGGGCUCUUCAAGUUGA
Dibothriocephalus latus is the source of this 339-nucleotide messenger RNA. NCBI's taxonomy places the organism in Eukaryota, Metazoa, Platyhelminthes, Cestoda, Diphyllobothriidea, Diphyllobothriidae. The record is from the annotation of a GenBank genome assembly.